Messenger RNA from Selaginella moellendorffii, 1905 nucleotides. Its product is annotated as 4-coumarate--CoA ligase 1. The transcript is spliced from 8 exons. Gene Ontology annotation, molecular function: CoA-ligase activity. Bases 38 to 1579 code for a protein of 513 amino acids. Lineage: Eukaryota; Viridiplantae; Streptophyta; Lycopodiopsida; Selaginellales; Selaginellaceae. The record is from RefSeq and is a predicted model, not a curated record.
CCAAAAACUAAGAACCCUAAUUCUUUCAAGCACGGCUAUGGCGGACAGUAACGCGGUCUCUCUUCUACAAGUUCUAUGGGGCAGGGUCUCCCCACACAAGAUCGCAUUCAUUGAUUCCAAAACGAACCAGAGGAUCUCUUACGGUGAUCUGAGGCGCAGCGUCGCCGUGGCCGCCUCAGGCAUGGUAUCGCUCGGGAUUUGCCCUGGCGAUGUCGUGCUGAUCGUCCUGGGCAACAGCAUCGAGUUCGUGGUGCUCUUCCUCGGCGUCUUGGCGCUCGGCGCGACUGUGACGACGGCGAAUCCGCAGAAUACUGUCAAGGACAUCCAGCGCCAGGUCGCGGAUUCUCGUGCCAGGUUCGUCUUCUCGUCCGGGAGCUUGGCUUCCAAGAUCCAGGAGCUGCGAUUGCCGAUGCUCCUCGUCGGGAAGCCGGGAUUUCCUCUCAGCCAUGUCUCCUACGAGGAUUUGCUGGACGAUGGGAAUUCCAGCGCCAUGAAUUUGCCAGCGAAGAAGAAGCUCAGUCCAGCGGCAUUGCUCUACUCCUCCGGGACGACUGGCGUGAGCAAAGGAGUGAUUCUAUCGCAUGGAAACUUGGUCGCGGCCAUGGAAACGCUCUACACCGCUCGAAAGGAGCCAGUGCCGGAGGACGAGGUCUCGCUCGGAAUGCUUCCAUUCUUUCACAUCGCUGGACUGAUCUAUGGGGUACUGGCCACGAUCUACAGUGGAACAACGAUGGUGGUGGUCGCAAAGUUUGAGCUCCUGGAGAUCUUCGAGACCAUCGAGCGCUACAAGGUGACGCAAAUGACCGCGGUCCCUCCAAUGAUCAUUGCGUUUAUCAAGCACCAUAGCUCGAGCAAGAGGUAUGACCUGAGCUCUCUCUCGCGCGUGGUGUGUGGUGCCGCGCCCCUCGGGAGAGAGACUCACGAGGCUUUUCUUCGCUUGUAUCCACAGGUGGCUCGAUUUCCACAGGCUUAUGGCAUGACGGAGACGACGGGAGUGGGAUUUGGAGCUUCCAAAGAUACUGUGGUCGGCUCGGCUGGGAAGAUCAUGCCGGGUUUUGAAGCGAAAGUUGUGGAGGUAGGCACUGGUCGAACUCUCCCUCCUGGUUCGCAAGGUGAACUGUGUUUACGCGGUCGUUGCAUCAUGGAAGGAUAUCUUAACAAUCCCAAAGCAACUUCCGAGACCAUUGACAAGGAUGGAUGGCUGCAUACUGGGGACCUUGUCCUCCUUGACACGGAUGGAAACAUGUUUGUCAUGGAUAGGCUCAAAGAGUUGAUCAAGUACAAGGGCUUUCAGGUGGCGCCUGCUGAACUGGAGGCAUUGCUUUUGAGUCAUCCUGCGAUCCAAGACUGCACUGUUGUUCCAUUUCCAAACGAAGAGGCAGGCGAGGUCCCCCUUGCUUAUGUCGUUCGUGUACCUCAUUCCACUCUCUCCGAAGCGGAAGUUGUGGAUUUUGUUUCGAAACAGGUCGCUCCCUACAAGAGAGUCAGACAAGUGCGAUUCCUGGACGCCAUACCAAAGUCUGCCACGGGAAAGCUCUUGAGAAGAGAACUCAUCGCUCGUUCUCGCUCCAGGCUUUGAAGGUGUUUGCGUGGUGCACGAGUGAAAGGCUUGAGAAUGUUCGAAAAGAUGGUAUGAAUUCGCAAUCAUCACAGGCGUGCAUAUAGUGCAAGCAAAAUAGAGUUGUGUGGCGGGUUUAUGAUCUUGACGUGCAUAUACAGCCUUGGAGUUGACGAUUCAUGUGAAUGCUAUGUGCUUGCUGGAAUCGCAUUGCAGCGAGCUAUGCUUCGUUCGCAAGGUGUUUGUUAAAGUGGACCCUCAAAACCCGCAUGCGCAGAGCUAGAACAGUGGAACAUUUUGCGUCCUCGUCCUCAUCCUCCGCGGAGAAUCAACUAUACCUUCUACAA